Oppiella nova is the source of this 1101-nucleotide messenger RNA. NCBI's taxonomy places the organism in Eukaryota, Metazoa, Arthropoda, Arachnida, Sarcoptiformes, Oppiidae. The record is from the annotation of a GenBank genome assembly.
AUGAAAGUGGAAAGGGAUCUAAUGGGGNGACACGGAGGAGAGCUGGUGGCGGCUGUGUUGCGAUCGCAUGGCGUCGAGAAUAUCUUCACUCUGUCGGGCGGACACAUCGCUCCCAUUCUCACCGCAUCCGAGAAGCUCGGGAUCCGAGUGGUGGACACCAGGCAUGAGGUGACAGCUGUGUUUGCGGCCGACGCCACCGCCCGACUGUCGGGCAUCCCUGGCGUGGCUGUCGUGACGGCGGGUCCCGGAGUGACCAACACUGUGACGGCCGUCAAGAACGCACAGAUGGCUGAGUCGCCAAUCGUGGUGUUAGGCGGCGCCGCGGCCUCUCUUCUCAAAGGCAAAGGCGCUCUUCAAGACAUCGAUCAGAUUUCGCUCUUCAAACCGAUCACAAAGAUGGCGACGACUGUCACCAAAGUCAGAGAUAUUGUGCCGAAACUGCGCGAAGCCUUCAAAGUGGCCCAAAGCGGAACUCCCGGCCCCGUGUUUGUGGAGCUACCCAUCGAUGUGUUGUAUCCGUUUCAGGUGAUUAAGAAGGAGAUCGCCUCGAGUUCUAACGCCAAGGGACUUAUCGGCAAAGUUGUCAAUUGGUAUCUCAAUAACUAUCUGCAAAACCUGUUCGCCGGUGCCUUCGAUCAGGAGUGGCCCACACAUCCCGUGCCGGUAGACAUUCCCUUCCCAUCGAAAACCGAUGUGUCGACCGCCGCAGAAAUGCUCUCUAAAGCCAAGAAACCUCUCAUUAUAUUGGGCUCGCAGUCAGUGCUCCCACCGGUCGGCGCCGACAAACUCAGGGCUGCCAUUGAGUCGUUGGGUAUUCCGGUCUAUUUGGGAGGUAUGUCUCGCGGUCUGUUGGGAAAGGCGUCGCCCAUCAACAUGAAACAGGCUCGACGUGAGGCCCUCCGGGACGCCGAUGUAGUGAUUCUGGGCGGAGGUGUGGCCGACUUUAGGCUGGGCUACGGCCGCACGUUCUCGAAGAAGUCGAAAGUGAUUGCCGUUAACCGAAGUAAAGAGCAAUUGUAUAAAAACGCGAAACUCUUCUGGAAUCCCGCGCUCGCAGUGCAGGCAGACUCGGCCCAGUUCUUCUCGUCGCCAUCUUUGUGA